Molecule: messenger RNA, 1754 nt
Organism: Blastocystis hominis
Lineage: Eukaryota; Bigyra; Opalinata; Blastocystidae
Exons: 2
Coding region: 636-1736 (366 amino acids)
Biological process (GO): protein import into nucleus
Cellular component (GO): nucleus; cytoplasm
Molecular function (GO): nuclear import signal receptor activity
Source: RefSeq, a predicted model, not a curated record
AGCAGGUGGUGGCGGGUCCCGAGUACCAGAACGAGAAUGGCGUGGAGCGAUUGACGAUGGACACGAAGAACAUGGGCAAGGUGCAGAUGUCGAUCAACACGACGGCGAUCGAGGUGGUGUCCAAUGCGGUGCGUUUGAUUCACAAUCUGAUUAUUGAUGCGGAUAGCAUGAUGCUUCCAUUCAUAUCCUUUAAGUGUUGUUGUGAUUGUGUGAGUUCAUUGAAGUGAGAGUUGAAUUCGGAUUGGAAUUGGGAAGUGAGUUCAUUUGAUUCCUGUGUGUUUUCAUUGGAGUUUUUAGUUUUUGAAUUCAUUGAGAUUUCCAUUCUUUGAAUUCAUUGGGAUUCCCCUUUGUUAUAUUCAUUCGAACUCCCAUUCUUUGACUCAUUCCAACUCCCAUUCUUUGACUCAUUCCAACUCCCAUUCUUUGACUCACCCCUUCCUUUUGGUUCCUUCAUUCCCCACGUUGGCGAUGUGUUCGCCGCCAUUUCGCCCCUCGUCGAUUUCACGUGGCACGAGGAGGUCCGCAACCUCUGCGCCCGCAUUCUCCCCAAGCUCUUCACGCUGCUGGUGAACGGCCUGCGCAACAACCAGACCACGGCGCAGCAGUGCCUGGAUCUCUACAACGAGACCGUGAAGAUGCUGAUCGAGCAGUACACGGCCGAAGACGCCGCGACGGAGCGAAGCUGCAUCGCUGAAUCGCUCCGCGACAUUUUCUGCACGUGCUAUGAGAGCGGCGAUGAGAGCCAUCACAUGUUCCAGAACCAGCGCAUGCCGAUUCCCUCCGACUCGCUGCCCUCGGUGGUGGAAAACCUCCUCGAGUUCCUGAAGGAGUCCGUGGAGAUCUUGGAGGCGAUGUACAAAGAGGUAGAUUUCGAGGACCGCGAGAUGGAGGACGCGCGCAACGAGUUCGAAGAAGAGGCCGGCGAGGAGAAGGACUGCGUGGAGAACCUCCUGGACGCGCUGGGCUACAUCAUCCGCUUCGCGGGCAACUCGAUCGCGCCGCUCUACCAGCAAUACAUCUCUCCCUUCUGCGCCAAGUACAUGGCGUCUCCCUUCGAGUACAUCCUCUUCGUCGGCGUCUGCAGCAUGGACGACCUCAUGCUCUACGCGCCCGACGUCGUCGCCCCCGUCGUCAACGACCUCCUCGGCUUUUUCCACCAGCACAUGCACUGCGAGGACCCCGCGCUCCGCCAGGCCGUUCUCUUCGGCGUCAAGGUCGCCAUCGAGCGCUUCAACGCCGUCGUGGCGCCGCAGGCGCAGGCCAUUCUCUCCGCGCUGCUCCGCGUGGCGCAGAGCCAGGAGGCGGAGGACGAGAAGUACGCGAGCGCGACGGACAACGCGCUGUCGGCGAUCUUCUCGCUGCUGCUCGGCUGUCCCGGCAAUCUCGGACCUUCCCAGGCCGAUCAGGCGCUGCAGCUGUUUGUGAGCCACUUGCCGCUGAUGGAGGACGUGGCGGAGGCGCAGGACGUGCACGAGCGCGUGGUGAUGGAGCUGGAGAAGCCGAACCACGGACUGUUCAACAAUAAAAACGUGAUGGAUGCGGUGAUGCAGGCAUUGCCGAUGAUGCUGCUGCCGACGUAUGAUGACGGAGAUAAUGAGUAUGAAAUCACGUAUGACGAGACGAAGAUGGAGAUUAUGAAGAUUCUGAAGAGUUUGGACAGACGACAGCUGAAUGGAUUGCUGAACGGACUGGAGCCCGACAUGCGGAUGGCUGUGAACAGCAUUUUGAGUAACUAAGCUGUGGAGUGUGUUGUU